This is a messenger RNA of Lates calcarifer (barramundi perch), 2803 nucleotides long. RefSeq names its product E3 ubiquitin-protein ligase TRIM39. The transcript is spliced from 2 exons. Gene Ontology annotation, molecular function: zinc ion binding; protein binding. Lineage: Eukaryota; Metazoa; Chordata; Actinopteri; Centropomidae. The record is from RefSeq and is a predicted model, not a curated record. The coding region runs from base 194 to 1594 and encodes 466 amino acids.
CAAACCAGGAAACAGUUUGUUCCUCUUCUCUAAAGAGACACACAGGCUGAAAAACAUUUGAUCAGAUUCACCUUCAGACCAAACUAACAGCUUCCUCUGAGUGAGUCCAGCUACAGGAGAGAAAAGAGGAAAACUACAACACUGCUGCUUCAACCUGCUGACUCUCCACACACUGAAGCUUCACUCAGACUAAAUGGCUUCCAGAUUAGAGGAGGAUCUCUGCUGUCCGGUCUGUCAGAAGGUCUUUAGAGAUCCUGUUCUUCUGUCAUGUAGCCACAGCUUCUGUAAAGACUGUCUGAAGAGAUGGUGGAGAGAGAAACCAACACCAGAGUGUCCAGUUUGUAAGAGAAGAUCUUCAAAGGUAGAUCCACCCUGUAACCUGGUGUUAAAGAACCUGUGUGAGUCCUUCUUACAGGAGAGAGAUCAGAGAUCUUCAGAGGCUCUCUGCAGUCUGCACUCUGAGAAACUCAAACUCUUCUGUCUGGACCAUCAGCAGCCAGUGUGUGUCGUCUGCAGAGAUUCAGAAAGACACAUCAACCACAGAUUCAGACCCAUCGAUGAAGCUGCACGACAACACAAGAAGGAACUUCAGGAAACUCUGGAGCCCUUAAAGGAGAAGUUAGAGAGUUUAGAAGAAGUUAAAGUGAAGUUUGAUCAAACAGCAGAACACAUUAAGGUCCAGGCCCGACACACAGAGAGGCAGAUUAAGGAGCAGUUUAAGAAGCUUCACCAGUUUCUAGAAGAGGAAGAGGAGGCCAGGAUGGCUGCACUGAGGGAGGAAGAGGAGCAGAAGAGUCAGAUGAUGAAGGAGAAGAUGGAGGCUCUGAGCAGAGAGAUAGCAGCUCUUUCACACACAGUCAGAGCCACAGAGGACGAGCUGAGAGCUGAAGACGUCUCAUUCCUCAACAACUACAAGGCUGCAGUGGAAAGAGUCCAGCAGCGCCCCCUGCUGGAGGAUCACCAGCUGCUCUCAGGAGCUCUGAUAGACCAGGCCAAACACCUGGGCAACCUGACCUUCAACAUCUGGAACAAGAUGAAGGACAUGGUCUCCUACAGUCCUGUGGUUCUGGACCCAAACACUGCUCAUCCAGAACUGAUCCUGUCUGAAGAUCUGACCAGUGUGAGUGAAGGAGAGGAACAGCAGCUUCCUGACAAUCCAGAGAGAUUUGAUUAUUACUGCUCUGUCCUGGGCUCUGAGGGUUUUAACUCAGGGACUCACAGCUGGGACGUCGAGGUUGGAGACAAUAAACACUGGGGACUGGGUGUGUCAGCAGAGUCUGUCCAGAGGAAGGGAGACAUACGGUCUGGAUUAUGGAGAAUAAGGUUCUAUGGAGGUGAAUACUCAGCAUGGUCACCAUCAGCUCCAGUCACUGAUCUCUCAGUGCAGAAGAAGCUCCAGAGGAUCAGAGUGAAUCUGGACUGGAACAGAGGAAAGUUGUCGUUCUCUGAUCCUGAUACUAACACACACAUACACACCUUCACACACACUUUCACUGAGAAACUGUUUCCAUACAUUUUCACUGGAGAUAAACUCCCAGUGAGGAUGUUACCAGUGAAGGUCUCUGUGACAGUGGAACAGAUCAGUCAGAGAUAAAGAGGAUGAUCAGAUUUAUAAUGUUGUUUAUUUCUUAAAGGGAAAAGUCAGAGAAUUUAACGUCUUAAACUGCACCUGUCCUCCUGCUGUCUCAUUAUUCCAAAGCUCUGUUUAUUUCUCUUUCACUUCUUUUAUUUCCGUCUUCUUCUUUUCUAGUUGAACUAUUUGCUUUUUCUUUCUAUUGUCGAACUUUUCAUAUGUGAAAAAUGAUUUCACUCAUUUUCUGAUCUUUAUAUUUGGUUUGUUUAGUUUUUUUAUUUUAGCUUUCUAAUUGAAUAAAAUGAGAGUAAUGAGGGUAAAACAUGUUCUUGACUUCAUGUUAUAUUCUGUUUCCUGCUUUCACUCGUACUCCAUAUAUCAGUACCAGACUCCAUUGAUGAAAACGGAUUUUACCAAACAGAACACAGGAGCUGCUGGAAUACCACUGCCUCCAUCUGUUAGUGUGUCUGUGUUACUGUGUGACUUUCAGUGGUGGAAGAAGUAAUCAGAUACUUUAAUUAAGUAAAAGUACCACACAGUAACAAAUAACUCCUGUGUUCUGUUCAGUAAAAUCCCUGUUUUUGUCAAUGGAGUCUGGUAGUGAUAUAUAGAAAUGUUUCUGGUUAAACUAAAAGGAUCUUCCUCUUUGAUAAAAAGCUCUGUCUAUGUAGGAAUCCUAUCAUCAUGUGGUCAGACACUUAAAACAAUCUGAGCCUGUCAGGGUGCACUGUUAUUGAUCGAUACUGCACUGAUCACCAAUCAUUUACAUCCAAAAAACAGGAGAAAAUAAGGCCCGGGUUCAAAAAUACCAGAGUAAAUUAAUGAUGUUCCUCCAGCUCCACACAGCAGCUCCUCGUGUUUGUGUUGUACUGAACGUUUGUAACAUCCUGCACACGCACACUUGACACAGAUAUACACACAUCGAGGAUGUCGCACACACUGUAAACACACACUCGCCUCACCUCAGACAUUUUCCUGUUCCAGUGUUGAACAACAAGCUGCAGCAGAGAGACUGAGCCUCCUCUUCCUCCCUCCGUCACCGAGUCUGUCAAACAAUAUUUACAUCAGUGUGUUGUCAUGGUGUGUGUUUUAGUGUGUGUGUGUGUGUGUGUGUUAGCUUUAUAGCAGAAGAUAGGAUGAAAAAUGAUAGGCAGUAUAUUUAAAUUUGCAUGAAAUGCAUUGAAGGAUUUUUAAUUUUCAGGCAACAUAAUCUGAUGUUAUCAACUGAAU